Messenger RNA from Hymenoscyphus albidus, 1566 nucleotides. NCBI's taxonomy places the organism in Eukaryota, Fungi, Ascomycota, Leotiomycetes, Helotiales, Helotiaceae. The record is from the annotation of a GenBank genome assembly.
AAAGAAUUGUGCAUCAUACUUAUAUAACUUUUAAUCAAGCCUCUCCUAAACAAUUAGUUGAUUACCGAAACUUAUAAUAACUAACCAAUCGCACCACCACCUUUACAAACACAAAACAAGCUCUACCCCCCGCCGCUUUCCCCAUCACAUCACCCAUCGUCACAAGACCCUCACCCGCUGCACCCACUACGCCGUUGCGGUACCCCAGAAAAAAAAGGGAAGAAACGCUCCUUCCCCAAUAAGAAGUCCCAAUGUCGUCAGAAAUCCCAAUAACAGUCGGUGUUCUAGCCCUACAAGGAGCAUUCAACGAACACAUCCAACUCCUUCGCGAAGCAGCUCAGACCAUCUCAUUACGAGAGACCGAGUCGAAACGAAAAGUAUGAAUUCAUUUUUUCUGAAAAUCUGUACGCGGCAUGAAUCACACUUUUGUUAUGUUUAUAAGCAACUUAAUAAACUUGUUCCAAUGUAUGAGGAAGACAUACUGAUUGAGUCACAUAGUGGAAGUUCACGUUCUCGGAAAUUCGAAAUAAAAAUGAACUCGCCACUUGCGAUGCCCUCAUCAUCCCGGGAGGAGAGAGUACGGCAAUCUCUCUGGUAGCGGAGAGAUGUGGGAUGUUGGAGCCUUUGCGGGAAUUCGUCAAGUGAGUCCUUUUCUUGCAACUUUCCUCUCCCUCUCUCUCACACUCUCUCACACUCUCUCACACUCUCUCAUACUCUCUCACACUCUCUCAUACUCUCUCACACUCUCAUCUCCUUCUGUUGUCAGUCCCAUCUUUUUCAACUUUGUCAUCUUGUAAUCUCACACCUCCACCUUCCCACUUUCCCUCCUUCCACAACACCAACCCACCAACCCCAAACACUCAACCAAUAACCUCCCCAGAGUAUCCCGCAACCCAACAUGGGGCACCUGCGCUGGCCUCAUCCUCCUCGCCGAAUCAGCAAACACCUCCUCCACCAAGCUCGGCGGCCAAUCCCUCAUCGGCGGGCUCGACGUGCGCGUGAACAGGAACCAUUUCGGUCGACAAACCGAGUCCUUCCAAGCAAAUCUAUUCCUUCCAUUCCUCUCCCCUACCAAUUCUACCGAAAAAAGUGAAGAAUCAUCAUCCAAAGAAAUAAAACAGAAACCCUUCCGAGCCAUAUUCAUCCGCGCACCCAUCGUGGAGAAAGUCCUUUCGCCAGUGCAGGGGAUCCAAGCCCAAGAAGCCUCGAAGGAAAAUAUCAUCGUGGCGCCCUCGAAAGAAAUGACGCCAGAGAUCGCGUCACGGUUUACGGUGGAGGAGGUGGAGGUGUUGGGGAGGUUAGAUAGAGGGAAGGAAGGGGAGGAUGAGGGGGAGAUUAUUGCGGUGAGACAGGGGAAUUGUUUUGGGACGAGUUUUCAUCCUGAGCUUACGGGCGAUGAGAGGAUUCAUGUUUGGUGGUUGGAGGGCGUGGUGAGGGAUGUGGUGGGGAGGAGGGGGUUGUGAUUAAGAAUAGAUGGAGAGAUGGAGAGAGCGGAGGUGGGGUGGAGGGGUAGAUUUAGAUUCAUUGAUAGAAGAUAGAAGAUGAAAUCUGUAAUUUGGAUUCCUG